CACGGACACACACACAGAUACACACACAGUUACAGAUACAGAUAUAUAUUCACGAAAUGCCCAUUCAGACGAACGAAAAUCCCGAAAAUGGAUCAACAGCGGUGCUCCUCGACUCCUCGGAAGCCAAGGAUUGUGUUGUCAAUCCCAAAAACAUUGGCUGGAAUCUGCCAGUAACGAAGGAGAGACCGACCGAGCUGCACUCACCCGCACAAUGCAACUAUCUGAGUGAGAUGCAAGUCAGCCACAAACAGAUCACCGAUCGCUUCGUGGAACUGCUCAGCCUCUUCGAGGAAUACUCAAAGAUUGUGCGAGAGAGCGGACAGGCUCAGCCGAAGCUCAAACGUUCGCAGUCCGAGCAGUUUACAGCGACGCAUCUGCAGCCAGCGGAGACAGCCGCUAGCAGUGAACUGGUGAAGAGCACCGUCAGCUUGAAUCGCAUGCAGCUGUCGGAGUCAACGCUGCUGGCUGCGUCGAGCAAGCUCACCUGCGAGGUGGGCAUCCAAACCUACUGGCCCCUGUGCAACGACAAGGACAGUCUGCUCAAGGUCAGGCCGGAGCAAAUGAAAUCGGAUCUGGUGCAGCAAACGACGCUGCACAUUGAGGUCGAGUCGGUUAGCUCGGCAGCGGCCUUGGAGCGUGCACCGCUGCGUCAACGCUUGUGGCAGGUGCUGGUCGAGGUGGGACAAACACUGAGCGCCUGCUGCUCGAUGAUGGGCGAGAAUAUCACCUAUGUGCUGUUCGUGCUGCUGUGCAUGUGGUGCCUCUACUUGAUCAUUGAGCACUACUCCAGCUUCCUGGGUGGCAAUUUACCCAGCAAGCAGACGGCGACCAGCAAGUUAAUCGAUUAAAUCUUAAUAAACAGUAUUUUAUUGAAAA
This is a messenger RNA of Drosophila grimshawi, 876 nucleotides long. RefSeq lists its product as uncharacterized. Lineage: Eukaryota; Metazoa; Arthropoda; Insecta; Diptera; Drosophilidae. The transcript has 2 exons. The record is from RefSeq and is a predicted model, not a curated record. The coding region runs from base 57 to 848 and encodes 263 amino acids.